CGCGCGCGGCAGAUUCGAAGCAGAGCAGGGCGGGGCGGCGCCGAGCUAAGGUGCCCGGCGGGCCGAUAGGGGAGGUGGCGGAGCUCCACCCGGUCCUCGCGGCUCCUGGGGCGGCGGCGGCGGCGACAUGGACGAGGCAGUGGGCGAUCUGAAGCAGGCGCUGCCCUGCGUGGCUGAGGCCCCCGCGGUGCACGUGGAGGUGCUGCAGCGCGGCGGCAGCACUGCAAAAAAAGAAGACAUAAAGUUGAGUGUUCGCAAGUUGCUCAACAGGCAUAAUAUUGUGUUUGGCGAUUACUCAUGGACGGAGUUUGAUGAACCUUUUCUGACCAGAAAUGUACAGUCUGUGUCUAUUGUUGACACAGACUUAAAGCUUAAAGACCCUCAGCCCAUUGAUUUGAGUGCCUGCACCGUUGCUCUGCACAUCUUCCAGCUGAAUGAAGAUGGCCCCAGCAGUGAGAAUCUGGAGGAGGAGACGGAAAACAUAAUCGCAGCAAAUCACUGGGUUCUGCCUGCAGCUGAAUUCCAUGGGCUUUGGGACAGCCUAGUGUAUGAUGUGGAAGUCAAAUCACAUCUCCUUGACUAUGUGAUGACGACCCUCCUGUUUGCAGACAAGAAUGUGGACAGCAACCUCAUCACCUGGAACCGAGUGGUGCUGCUGCAUGGUCCUCCAGGAACUGGGAAGACAUCCCUGUGUAAGGCCUUAGCCCAGAAACUAACCAUCAGACUGUCCAGCAGGUAUCGGUAUGGCCAGUUAAUUGAAAUAAACAGCCACAGCCUCUUUUCUAAGUGGUUUUCAGAAAGCGGCAAGCUGGUGACUAGGAUGUUCCAGAAGAUUCAGGAUUUGAUUGAUGACAAGGAAGCGCUGGUGUUUGUGCUGAUUGAUGAGGUGGAGAGUCUCACAGCUGCUCGUAAUGCUUGCCGGGCAGGUGCAGAGCCAUCGGAUGCCAUCCGCGUGGUCAAUGCUGUCUUGACCCAGAUUGACCAGAUUAAAAGGCAUUCCAACGUGGUGAUUCUGACUACCUCUAAUAUCACGGAGAAGAUUGACGUGGCCUUCGUGGACAGAGCUGAUAUCAAGCAGUACAUUGGGCCACCCUCAGCAGCAGCCAUCUUCAAAAUCUACCUCUCGUGUGUGGAAGAGCUGAUGAAGUGCCAGAUCAUAUACCCUCGGCAGCAGCUGCUGACACUUCGAGAGCUGGAGAUGAUCGGCUUCAUUGAGAACAACGUGUCCAGGCUGAGUCUCCUCCUGAGUGAAAUCUCAAGGAAGAGUGAGGGCCUCAGCGGCCGGGUCCUGAGGAAACUCCCAUUUCUGGCUCAUGCACUAUUUAUCCAGGCCCCCACCAUCACUGUCGAGGGCUUCCUCCAGGCCCUGUCUCGGGCAGUGGACAAGCAGUUUGAGGAACGGAAGAAGCUAUCGGCUUGUGACUGACCUGGCUCCACGCCUGUGGUUUCCGUGGCAGACUCGAAGGUGGCACCACUGGUUCCAGCUCAGCUGUAGGCACCCUCAGCAGAGGCACUCAGAGCUGCAAGCCAGAGGCGAGGCUGCCAACUGCCCAGAGGGCUGUGUUUAUGUUGUGUAGAAUGCAUCCUGGAAGGCAAACGGCUGGUCCUCCCUGGUGUUUUUAAAAGGAUAGUUCAAAUUCUGUUAUUCUCUCUGCUUAUUCCCAUCGUGUUCCAGCCACUCACAUGCAAGGGUUGUUUAAAAUAAAGGGAAUCAGCGUGGCUGUUAUGGAAACAAGAGAAACAUGAUUGCCCUAAAUAAGCCUGUGAUCACAGCAUCACAAGACGGACUCUGCCUCAGCCGGAAGAAAGCAUGCAAGAAAAACCAGUUCCUAUGUCCCAGAAACUGCAGAAAAAGUAUGGUUUUCCCUGGAAUCAGACAGGAGUGGUGCAGGUGCUUGCAGCCAGCAGUUGGGCUCAGGCGGCGCUGUGUGUCUCUGCCUGUGGCUUCACUGUUCAGUAGCAGCAUUCAUGCUGAGUGCGGCUCCACUCAGCAAGUGGGUAAAUGAUGGGUGCAUUUCACAGAAUAUUACGUUUUGCUUUUACCUCAUGCAAAAAUAAAUUUCAUAUCAGUGCUUUGUACAUGAAGUCCACUUUUUAAAGGAUGUAACCUGUGGUCAUAGAACAUUUUUAAGUAAUUAAAUUCAUUUUCAGACUUU
Molecule: messenger RNA, 2156 nt
Organism: Chinchilla lanigera (long-tailed chinchilla)
Lineage: Eukaryota; Metazoa; Chordata; Mammalia; Rodentia; Chinchillidae
Gene: Trip13
Product: thyroid hormone receptor interactor 13
Exons: 13
Coding region: 128-1426 (432 amino acids)
Biological process (GO): reciprocal meiotic recombination; meiotic recombination checkpoint signaling
Cellular component (GO): chromosome; nucleus
Molecular function (GO): ATP hydrolysis activity; ATP binding
Source: RefSeq, a predicted model, not a curated record